This is a messenger RNA of Candidula unifasciata, 1489 nucleotides long. The record is from the annotation of a GenBank genome assembly. Lineage: Eukaryota; Metazoa; Mollusca; Gastropoda; Stylommatophora; Geomitridae.
GAUGAAGAUCGUCUACCUUUUGGGUCUCUGCAUUCUCAUUGCAUCAGCAUUUUCAUUAACUUUGGCUGAGGAUUUUGAUGAAGAUGAUGAUGACGGAGUAGUUGAGGAUGAAGAGGAAGUAAAAGAACCUGUGGUAGUAAAAGAAAGACCUCUGUAUGUCAAGCCCGAACCUAGUGGAUCUACUCAUUUCUUUGAGCCGUUUGACUCCAGGGCAGAUUUCCUGAAAAGGUGGGUUCUGUCUCAAGCCAAGAAAGAUGGAGCUGAGGAUCACCUUGCCAAAUAUGAUGGCAAGUGGGCUGUCGAAGAGCCAAAGGAUAACCCAAUUGAUGGAGAUUUGAGCUUGAUUCUCAAGUCCAAAGCCAAGCACCAUGCCAUUUCUGCCAAGCUCGACAAGCCUUAUGAGUUCAACGGGAAGCCGUUUAUUGCUCAGUAUGAAGUGAGGUUCCAGAAUGGCAUAGAUUGUGGCGGAGCAUACAUCAAACUUCUGUCAAAAUCAGAUCAGUUGAAUCUGAGAACAUUUACAGACAAGACUCCGUACACCAUUAUGUUUGGACCAGACAAGUGUGGCAAUGACCAUAAGUUGCAUUUCAUUUUCCGACACAAGAACCCCAAGACUGGUGUCAUCGAGGAGAAACAUGCAGAAAAACCAACAGCCAAGCUUGAUAGCUUCUUCACUGACAGAAAGACCCAUCUGUACACCCUAACUAUCAACCCAGAUAAUACGUACGAGGUGAAGGUUGAUAAUGGUGUUGUGGCAACUGGAGACUUGCUGACCAACUUCAGUCCACCAGUCAAUCCACCGCAGGAGAUAGAAGAUCCCAAUGACAAGAAACCAGCAGAUUGGGACGACAGAGAGAAAAUUCCAGAUCCAGAUGCCAAGAAGCCUGAUGAUUGGGAUGAGUCUCAGCCGGCUACCAUUGUAGACGAGGAUGCUGUGAUGCCAGACGGCUGGUUGGAGGAUGAAGAGGUCUACAUACCCGACCCAUCAGCUGUCAAGCCAGAAGAUUGGGAUGAUGAGAUGGACGGAGAGUGGGAGGCACCUCGUAUUGACAACCCCAAGUGCAAAGAUGGCCCCGGCUGUGGCAAGUGGGAGAAGCCAACCAUUCCCAACCCCAAGUUCAAGGGUACCUGGCGAGGAGAGUGGAAACCCAGGCGUAUCCCUAAUCCUGAUUACUUCGAGGACAAGAAUCCCUACAAGAUGACACCAAUUGAAGCUAUAGGGUUAGAGCUGUGGUCGAUGACUGAUGACAUCAUGUUUGAUAACUUCCUCAUUGGUGAUAAUGUGUCAGUUAUCGAAGAGAUAACAGCCCUGACUUGGGAGGUGAAGAACACCCAGGAGAGAGCAGCCUCAUCCGCAGGGGGGUGGUGGAAUGCAAUCAGGAGCUCUACCGACGAGAGACCAUGGCUGUGGGCCGUGUAUGCUGUAGUGCUGCUGUUGCCUGUUGUGCUGUUGUCCUUCUGGCUGUGUCCCAGAUCAGGACCUAUCAAG